AUGCGAUGGUUGCACCCCAGUGUCUGGUUUGUUUGUUCUCGAUGCUUGAGUCUGGCGAGGCUGCGCCAGGCGUCCCUUUCCGAUGCCAUCGCCUCCUACAUCGCCGCCACUGUCUCGGCGCAGGACGUGAUCUCGCCCAUACAGCCAUACAUCAGGCACCUCCCGGGCCUCACCAAGCAACUACAACUAUGUCUCGACCCGCAGAACAAGGCCGCCGCCAUUUUGGCCUCCCCCGUGCACCUCCUCCACCCGCAGGUGUACCUCUACACCGAGCCGCUAUGCACUGACGCCCACUCACGAGGCGUGCUCCUCCAGCGGUUGCUUUUCCACAGGUGCUACCCCCAGUGCUGGGACUUGUUCGUGCGCGGGAGCUUGAGCGACGUGGAUGAGCUUCUAUCGGCGGUGGCACGGAUGUCCAACCGCUGCGCGGCGGUGGACUUUGCCUUGGCGAUGCCCGACGGUUAUGAAAACCGCUCGUUCGGCGUGCAGGUGUCAAAGGCGGUGGGGUAUACGCUCGGGGUGGACCCGGGGAGGCUCAAACUGGCGUGGCGGGAGUUGCAGCGUGUGGCCACGGCGGAGGAGGUGUUGGCGAGAGCGCCACAAGACCCUCCGUUGCUCGGUCUUAAACGAGCCAUGCAGGUGGCCAGGGACGAUGAGACUGCCGCCGUGUUGGCCCACUUUGAGGAUGUCUUGAGGGCGCCCGGCUGGGUCACCUCGGUUUGUCCCAGCUUUGACCACAGCACCACCUUGCGGGAGUCCCCGGCCCCCGAGCUGUUGCGAGGCGCCCUCGCCUCCGUGCUUCGCCCCCCGGUUGCCCUCGCCGACGUCGAUGUGGUCUACUUGAUGAACGUCGGGGUGGACCCCUUGGCGGUGCUACGCGUGUACCAAAAGUCCCCCGCGUUGGUGAACAAGCUCGUGGAGAGGGUGCUAGAGGGAAGCGACGAGGACGUGCGGGAGGCGUACAUCUUGGCCGCACCUAGGCUAACCCCUGGGGUAGCCUCCAAGUGCCUUUCCAGGGUGGCCCCAGGCUCCUCGAUUGUCCCGUUGCUCAGGGCAGUCCCAGAUAUUAAUGUCGUUGAGGUGUUGGAGGCGUUGGAGCUAGACUCCAAACAGUACAUGGAGCUUAUUAGGCAUUACCACCGCCACCCGCGGGUCUCCCGGUUCUUGAUUACCAACUUCUGCAAGCUGGGGCGGGUGGAGGAGCGCCACCUAGUAUCCCUCGCCUCCACCCCCAAUGCCGCCCGAGGGUUUCUCCUCGAGCUCCACCGGUCGGCGUUGUGCCGGGCGCACCUACUAUCCCCCACGCUCCUCCUCAACAUCGUGAACGCGCUCCUACAGCUGCUAUCACCGGGAGUAUCACUAAAGCAGUCGCUCCGCGCAAUGGCCACCACCCAGAGGUCCCUCUUGCACAACUCCUUUCGCUCGUUUGCCCAGGCGGUGUCGGUGCUAGAACCCAGAAGCCUAGCGCGCGCGCACAACCUCAUCUUCCAAGUCCUCCACUCGCCUCAGUUUUUUCUUGCCGCCGACCCGCAGGCCGCCGCAUAUUUAUACAAGGCCAUUGCCUAUGAUGUGUUUCGGUUCGUGGCGAGGAAAGAGAACAGGUUGGCGGUGUUUGCCGAGAUCCUCCCCCACGUUGAGCCUGCCUACUGGGCGCGGCACUGGCACCUCUACAGCGUCGUCGCCAGCGACGUGGCCGCCGCGGGGAUGCUCUUGCAGCAGCACUGCGGCCGCAAAAUGGAGCUCCGUGGCCAGUUCCCCGCCAUCGUGCGGGCGAUAUUGCACCACCGCGAGUUGCCCAUCGACAAGCGAAUCGCACACUUGGACGCCUUCCUAGCAACGGCGGAGCACCUCGACUACCCGUUCACGCUCAAGGCCAAGUCGUGCCACGAGAUUCUCGCCGAGUUGCAGCGGGGGGGCGGCCAUACCCUGGUGCAGUGGGUGGCGCGCCUCGCCAAGCGGAACCGCCACAUGCGGCGGGCGUUGCAGCAGGUGAGGGAAAGAACCCAGAGGCUGCUAUAA
Messenger RNA from Lodderomyces beijingensis, 2019 nucleotides. The record is from the annotation of a GenBank genome assembly. NCBI's taxonomy places the organism in Eukaryota, Fungi, Ascomycota, Pichiomycetes, Serinales, Debaryomycetaceae.